This is a messenger RNA of Nicotiana tabacum (common tobacco), 1352 nucleotides long. RefSeq names its product protein transport protein SEC13 homolog B. Gene Ontology annotation, biological process: COPII-coated vesicle budding; protein import into nucleus. The record is from RefSeq and is a predicted model, not a curated record. Gene Ontology annotation, cellular component: COPII vesicle coat; nuclear pore outer ring. Gene Ontology annotation, molecular function: structural molecule activity; protein binding. NCBI's taxonomy places the organism in Eukaryota, Viridiplantae, Streptophyta, Magnoliopsida, Solanales, Solanaceae.
AAUUUCAUCCGGUUGCAUUUAGAUCUGUAUGUGAUAAUUCUUUUCGCUAUAUGUCCGUGCUGUUCUAUUUUUUCGUAUUCGUUUUUUGGUCGACCCGGUUUAAGAUCCAAGCAGAAAUCCCAGAUCUAGUUAGGAGCUUUGAGAUAUCAGUAGCGGCAAGGGAAAAUGCCAGCACAGAAGAUUGAAACUGGUCACAAUGACAUAGUUCACGAUGUUACUAUGGACUAUUAUGGAAAACGUGUGGCUACAGCAUCUUCUGAUACCACCAUAAAAAUAACUGGUGUGAGCAACAAUGCUGCUUCACAACACCUUGCUACUUUGAGUGGUCAUACUGGUCCUGUUUGGCAGGCUGCCUGGGCUCACCCCAAAUUUGGCUCAAUCCUUGCUUCCUGCUCCUACGAUGGUAAGGUAAUAAUCUGGAAGGAAGGCAAUCAGAAUGAGUGGACGCAAGCUCAUGUUUUUAGUGACCACAAAUCAUCAGUUAACUCCAUUUCAUGGGCUCCUCAUGAACUUGGGCUUUGCUUGGCUUGUGGUUCUUCUGAUGGUAAUAUCUCAGUGCACACUGCUAGGUCAGAUGGUGGUUGGGACACUACGAGAAUAGACCAAGCUCAUCCAGUUGGGGUAACAUCAGUUUCAUGGGCACCAUCAAUGGCUCCUGGCGCUUUAGUUGGUUCAGGUGCGCUUGAACCUGUUCAAAAGCUGGCAUCUGGUGGAUGUGAUAACACCGUGAAGGUUUGGAAGUUAUAUAAUGGCAUUUGGAAGAUGGAUUGCUUCCCUGCACUUCAGAUGCACACUAACUGGGUGAGGGAUGUAGCCUGGGCACCAAACUUGGGACUACCAAAGUCAACAAUUGCUAGUGCUUCAGAGGAUGGUACAGUUGUCAUAUGGACUGUGGCAAAGGAGGGAGAUCAGUGGGAGGGCAAGGUUCUUAAAGACUUCAAGACUCCUGUUUGGAGGGUCUCAUGGUCUCUAACCGGAAACUUGUUAGCUGUUGCCGCUGGGGAUAACAAUGUCACAUUGUGGAAAGAAGCUGUUGACGGGGAGUGGCAACAGGCCAGCACUGUUGACCAAUAGAAUUGGAACUUCUAAGUAAUAGAAUUUUUAAGUUUUUGUUUCUUUCUACCAUUCAGGCAUCUUUCCUAGCUGAGCGAGUUAGCAUUUUAAUUGAGGACUCUCUUUAUUUACUUUGAUUUGAUUCUUCUCCUUUUAUUCAGUAUGCCUGAUGAUUUGUUUCACUUAAGCUAGAGGAGUUGAAAUUGAAGCUCAUAUACCUCUUUCUCGUCUGUCAUGUCCUGUAUUGCCUUUGUUAUGUUUCAUUUUGAAUACAUUUCUGAAGUUAUUUUUGUUCUUAA